Molecule: messenger RNA, 315 nt
Organism: Adineta ricciae
Lineage: Eukaryota; Metazoa; Rotifera; Eurotatoria; Adinetida; Adinetidae
Source: the annotation of a GenBank genome assembly
AUGGACAACGAUACUAGUUUUCCUGCUUUGUCUGACAGUGAAAUAAUUGUGGGUAAAUACGAAGGUCAUGAACGUUCUCAAUUAACCAAAGCAAUUGUUAUUGUUACUAAUUUUCGACUCUUAAUUCGUUGGAAAGCGACGAUUUGUGGUUGUGUUAAUCGUUCUUCUUAUUCUUCGAUCAUACUCGAUUCAAUUGAUCGCAUCGACGAAACACGUCUCGAUGAGAAUCUCACAUUUCUCUCGAUAUCUAUAUUACUCGUAGGACUCAUUUCUUGUAUAUGUGGCUUUAUUUACGAAACACAAUGGCNUGUCUGA